This is a messenger RNA of Myotis daubentonii (Daubenton's bat), 2126 nucleotides long. It is a transcript of the gene TRPT1, whose product is annotated as tRNA phosphotransferase 1. Gene Ontology annotation, biological process: tRNA splicing, via endonucleolytic cleavage and ligation. The record is from RefSeq and is a predicted model, not a curated record. NCBI's taxonomy places the organism in Eukaryota, Metazoa, Chordata, Mammalia, Chiroptera, Vespertilionidae. Gene Ontology annotation, molecular function: tRNA 2'-phosphotransferase activity.
CCACCCUCACUCACCUCAUCACUUAUCUCCUGGAGGACACUGGAGAAGAGCUCACGCACCACCAGCUCCCCCGGGAGGUCCUUGUGCAGGGGGACCUUGUCACCAGGGCACAGGGCCUGGGAGAGGUGAGGCUCAGCUCCUGCCCCCACGUCUUCCAGCCCUGCCUCCCCCGAUACUCCCGGCCCCGAGGGCCUGUCUGUGUACGGUGUAAGAGUGCUGGUGGCCCCUGACCCAGGCCCUCCUUUUCCAGGUGGGCAACCAGAGUCCUGCUGGGUCCUAGCCCCCAUCCCCUCGCUCCUCACAGAUCUGGGGGAGGGUCCGUGAGGAGGCUGAAGGGUGGCCUUGAGCAGAGACCUUCACAAGUACCAGGCCAACUCCUCCUCUGAGGGAUGAGGAAACAACGCUGAGCUGUCUGGGUCUUGGUGCCUUUGCACCCAGCCUGGCAUCUCACCUGAGGCUCAGGGUGCCCACCAGGCACGUCCACCAGCCCAGGGGCUUCAGCCACCCGCUGAGAGCGGCGCAGGAAGACGAGAAAGUCAUCGGCGGUGGCCAGGGCGGCACCCACCCCCAGGGGGUCUGCCAGGUAGGCUUGCUUGUUACCCCAGUCGGCAGCCCCCUGCUGCCGCAGCCAGGCAGCUGAGCUGGCCCAGUUGGUGCCCAGGAAGUCUCGGUAGGAAGUCAGGCCCAAGUGCAGGAGCAGCUGUGGCCCCCGCGAGCCAGCGGGCGCCAGGGACGCGGAGUGCAGGCGGAACUUGGGAGCAUCAAACAGCCAGGGCUGGGCCUGGAGCCGGCUCUCCCAGGCAGCAGCGAUGGCUCUGUCCCCUCCUGGCAAUGGGCGACGGUCGUAGGCCGGGCUCACCUCAGCCCGAACUUGAUCCUCGGGCAGCCCGCCCGGGGGGCACUGCAGCAGCAGAGACACCUCGGGGUCCAUGGUCUGGACAGGGCAGCUCCGGGUAAGGUCACAGUUUGCACCCCCCUGGGCAGUAAAGUGUCUUAUCAUCCAGCAGGCGCCCGAGACUCCAGCUGCCAGGCGUCCCAGGGACUCCCGGGCACCCCUACCACCCGAGGCCCUGAGUCCAGUCCCCCCUAAUGUCCACGUCUCCCAAACCCAGGGGUCAGGGACCCCUCCCAGGGUGCAGAAGCUCCAGCCUCGGCGGGUACUCACCGCCGCUCCGGCCCGCAGGCCCCGCCCCUUUCCCCGAGCGGAAGUGCCCGCCCCUCCUGCCCUGGCUUCUCAUUGGCCAGCGUCGGGGCCCGGGGCCCGCGGUGCUGCCGCUCCGCCUGGGGAGUCGGUUUGGGCCAUGAACUCUGGGGAGAGGAAGCUGGAAGCAGCAGGGCCCAGAGGCAGAAGGGCUCGCAGGCCCCGGGAACAGGUGCGCCCCUGCCACCCUCACUCCCCAUGCCCGGUGGAAGGGGCGGACCGCGACGUGCAGCUGUCCAAGGCUCUGUCCUAUGCCCUGCGCCACGGGGCCCUGAAGCUGGGGCUGGCCAUGGGGGCCGGCGGCUUUGUGCCCCUGGGCGCCCUCCUGCAGCUGCCCCAGUUCCGCAGCUUCUCAGCGGAAGAUGUGCAGCGUGUGGUGGACACCAAUGGGAAGCAGCGGUUCGCCCUGCAGCCAGGGGACCCCAGCACCGGCCCUCUCAUCCGGGCCAAUCAGGGUCACUCCCUGCAGGUACCUGAGUUGGAGCUGAUGCCCCUGGAGACCCCGCAGGACCUGCCCCCGAUGCUGGUCCAUGGCACAUUCUGGCAGCACUGGCCCUCCAUCCGGCUCAAGGGCCUGUCCUGCCGCGGAAGGACUCACAUCCACUUGGCCACAGGACUGCCUGGGGACCCUGGUGUCAUCAGUGGCAUGCGGCCAAACUGCCAAGUGGCCGUGUUCAUCAACGGGCCCCUGGCCCUGGCAGAUGGAAUCCCCUUCCUCCGCUCUGUGAACGGGGUGAUCCUGACUCCCGGAAACGCUGAUGGCUUCCUGCUUCCCAAGUACUUCAAGGAGGCCCUGCAGCUACGGCCUACCCGAAAACCCCUCUCCUUGGCUGGUGAUGAAGAGACAGAGUGUCAGAGUGGCCCCCAGCACAGCUCCAGAGGAAGAAGGAUGAGCCAACAAUAAAAUAUUUAUUAAAAAAGGAAA